Messenger RNA from Pelodiscus sinensis (Chinese soft-shelled turtle), 1657 nucleotides. NCBI's taxonomy places the organism in Eukaryota, Metazoa, Chordata, Testudines, Trionychidae. The record is from RefSeq and is a predicted model, not a curated record.
AGCAGCCCGGAGGCCUGGCUGGGGUGUAGCAGCGCCGGGGAGGCACUCCGCGAUGCGGGAGGAAAGAUGAAUCGCCCCAUCCAGGUGAAGCCGGCGGACAGCGAGGGCCGAGGAGAAGACCGGAAGCUCUUUGUGGGCAUGCUGGGGAAGCAGCAGAGCGAAGACGACGUCAGGCGGCUCUUUGAACCCUUUGGCCAGAUCGAAGAGUGCACCAUCCUCAGAGGGCCUGACGGAGCCAGCAAAGGAUGUGCCUUUGUCAAAUACGGGAGCCACGGGGAGGCCCAGGCGGCCAUCAGCAGCCUGCACGGCAGCCAGACCAUGCCGGGGGCCUCCUCCAGCCUGGUGGUGAAGUUUGCAGACACGGACAAGGAAAGGACUUUAAGGCGGAUGCAUCAGAUGGCAGGUCAGCUGGGGAUCUUCAACCCGAUGACCAUCCAGUUCGGCGCCUACGGGGCCUAUACGCAAGCGAUAAUGCAGCAGCAGGCAGCCCUCAUGGCUGCAGCACAAGGGACCUGCCUGAACCCCAUGGCCGCCAUCGCCGCCGCCCAGAUGCAGCAGAUGGCGGCCUUUACCCCGAUGACCCCUUCGUCAGGUACAAGCACACCCCCUGGGAUCAGCACAGCGCCCGUCCCCAGCAUAGCCACGCCCAUCGGGGUGAACGGCUUCAGCCCGCUCCCCCCACAGACCAAUGGGCAGCCAGCCUGGGAGACCAUCUACACCAAUGGAAUCCAUCCAUACCCAGCUCAAAGUCCCACUGUGGCAGACCCCCUCCAACAAGCCUACGCAGGCAUGCAGCACUAUGCAGGUCUCCCUUCUUCCUAUGCACCCAUCGGCCAGGCCUUCCCCCAGCAAGCGCCCAUCAUGCCGCAGCAGCAGCGAGAAGGUNCCGAAGGAUGUAACCUGUUUAUUUAUCACCUGCCCCAGGAGUUCGGAGACGCCGAGCUCAUGCAGAUGUUUUUGCCUUUCGGCAAUGUCAUCUCUGCCAAAGUCUUUGUUGACCGUGCCACCAACCAAAGUAAAUGCUUUGGUUUCGUCAGUUUCGACAAUCCAGCUAGCGCUCAGGCAGCCAUUCAGGCCAUGAACGGCUUCCAGAUCGGCAUGAAGAGGCUAAAGGUCCAACUAAAGCGGCCCAAAGAUGCCAACAGACCCUACUGACCCCUGCUCACCCUGGCCCUGCAAACAGGUUGGAUGCCCUGCAGCGCCUGAGGAGAGUGCACCCUUUCCCGCGUGCAGUAUCCAAACGUGUGCUCUCUUUCUUUGCAACAUAUCACGGAGGAGGCGGGAGCGAAGGAGGGAAAGGCUGGUGGAAAAGAGCCAUUGCGGCUUUUUCUUCUUUUUCUUUUCUAAUGUUUGAAGCCGUUUGAUUUGUUUCUUAACGAGAAGGAAAAAGACCCGAUGGUGCUGGAGAAAAGACAAGCGGGCGCAGUUAUUUGCUGAAUAAGACUCUUAACCGACGUGGCGGGAGGAGACCGUGAAUUCCUCGCCGGGAGAGAGGUGGGAUUCGAGGAGGAAAAACCGCCUGCCCCAGGACUGAGAGCGGGGACCACGCCUUCACGAGGAUGAACCCUGCCCUUGCAAAGCUCUCAUGUGCUGCUACAAGUGUCGAAGGAGGAACUAGGAAAGAGGAUCCAAACGGAGAUAAACCAAAGCCAGUGGG